This is a messenger RNA of Serpula lacrymans var. lacrymans S7.9, 558 nucleotides long. RefSeq lists its product as uncharacterized. Lineage: Eukaryota; Fungi; Basidiomycota; Agaricomycetes; Boletales; Serpulaceae. The coding region runs from base 1 to 558 and encodes 185 amino acids. The record is from RefSeq and is a predicted model, not a curated record. The transcript is spliced from 4 exons.
AUGUACCGACAACGGCAACAUAGCAACAUCGACACACCUGCCACCCCAGAACUCCCCAUGCCUCCUGGAUAUCAUCUGGAUAUUCUGCUGUCACCAUCGUCCAACUGUACUCAAUUAACAAGCUCUCCAGAUGGCCUAGAAUUCUCUUUACAUAUGUGCAACAGAAAUCUGUCAGACAAAGACCCUCAAGUUAUAGAUCACAAUUUCGGACACAACAUUGUCAACCAUACAGACCCAUAUUGCAGUGACACGUCCUAUAACGGUCACCACAUGUUGUACAAUUCAAGCAAAAUCCACUUUCCUCUGGCUCAUACCAAGCCGGGUCCAAUUGCACUAUCACGCCGGGAGCAAGAUCCCGAACGCAAGGUCGCAAAACUGGAAAGCAAAGUUGUCUCACUCAAAGAGAGGCUUAACUCUUCCCGCAAAUCUGGGAAGGUCCUCGAGCAUGUAAUUGCCAACAACGAUCUCCUCCAGCAGGUCCUCGGUCGCAUGAACUCUAUCAGCGCUGGCAGCUAUCCCCCAUUAAUGAAAGCCUCUCCUCCUGGGGUCGUUUACUAG